CUCCCAUUGGCCAGACGCGUCUUGUUGACCACAACGUACCUUCUGCGAGAGGAGCACAACUCAACGCAUUACCCACGACACCUACAUACUAUUUUGCGCCGGCCGAACUGUCACGUCUUCGCUAGCUCUGCGUCUGUAAGGGGUCUCACCACUAGUCGCUGGGCACUGUGAUAGCGUUCCAGCACGUCACACGAUACUCCGUAGUUGACAACGACCUCCUGUGCGUCGCAACAGCCCCAAUCGAUCUAGAGUAGUUGCCCGCCCGCCACAACAACUUGUUACACAGCCAAGUGACGUGGACGCCAGCGAAUUAUUGAGCAAAGCGCCAGCGCACACAAUCAAUCCAAGCUGGUCUCCGCCCCUGCAGGCGACCGUUAAACAUGUCUUCCACCCCUCCGAAAAGAGAGGGCGUGGAACCUGCUCAGUCGCCUGACGAGGAGCACCCCAUGGAUAGGAACGCUGAGGAAGCACAAGUGCAUGGACUCGGGUACGAAUUCGAAGUCAAGGAACAGGAUCGAUGGCUUCCAAUCGCCAAUGUCGCCCGAAUCAUGAAACUUGCACUGCCCGAGAACGCCAAAAUUGCAAAAGAAGCAAAGGAAUGCAUGCAAGAGUGCGUGAGCGAGUUCAUCUCGUUCAUCACCAGCGAAGCAUCCGAAAAGUGCCAGCAAGAGAAGCGCAAGACGGUCAACGGCGAGGACAUUCUCUUCGCUAUGACAUCCCUCGGCUUCGAGAACUACUCGGAAGCGCUAAAGAUCUACCUCUCUCGGUACCGCGAAACCCUCCUCGCAAAUCAGAACAAGCCAUCUACCGGGCAGUACAAUGCAGCCGGGGCCAGCGGGCCCAACGCAGGCCCGGAGAAUGCCCAACAUGUACUGAGCGGCGACGCCGACAUGAACGAGGACGGCAGCACCGCCUUCGGCUACACCGUUCACAACGGAAACGGCUCCGCCGAGUACUAGAAGUAUCCCGAGCUUGUGAAUUACGGGCAGUGGGGAUAUCUUUUGGCCGGCAGAGUAAGCGAGCACUACGUAGGAGUGACGUGGGAAGAGGAAGAGAAUUGGAAUCAGAGGCUCAAUUUGGAUCGAAAGGAGUGAGUGGUUUAUUGGUGGGUCAAAAACUGCGAGAUGCAAAACAGCUCGUGAUUUCUGACCGUUGGAAUCGUGCUAUGGAACAGUGUAUGCUAUGGUUGGUUAGGCGGG
Messenger RNA from Dothidotthia symphoricarpi CBS 119687, 1199 nucleotides. RefSeq names its product nuclear transcription factor Y subunit B-10. Bases 381 to 959 code for a protein of 192 amino acids. The transcript is spliced from 5 exons. Gene Ontology annotation, cellular component: nucleus; CCAAT-binding factor complex. The record is from RefSeq and is a predicted model, not a curated record. Gene Ontology annotation, molecular function: RNA polymerase II cis-regulatory region sequence-specific DNA binding; protein heterodimerization activity; DNA-binding transcription activator activity, RNA polymerase II-specific. NCBI's taxonomy places the organism in Eukaryota, Fungi, Ascomycota, Dothideomycetes, Pleosporales, Dothidotthiaceae. Gene Ontology annotation, biological process: regulation of transcription by RNA polymerase II.